AGGGGCUCUUCCUGCCGCGGGGCUCAGGCUCCGGCUUGGCGCUGUGAACCGGUGUCCUCGUCUAACUCUGCCCGCAGCGGGGCGCGGCGCCUCCCGGCCCCGUGCCGCAGCCGGACGCCACUCUACGGGCACCGCUGGGAUGUCGCGUCGGAGCCCGGGGGUCGGCCGAGCCGCCCCGUCGGACCCCUGUGGGGACCGCCUCGGUGAUCUCGGUGAGGAAGUGGAAUCGGGAAAAGUGGAAGGAGGUGAAAUUCAAGUGGCCAUAAAGAGCAGCGGUGAGGGCAGCCCCACAGAAAACAUCGCUGCCACUCGUUUUGGGGGUACCACAGUGACAGCCAGCCGUCCGCCUGUCCCUUGUGGAUGGGAAAGAGUUGUGAAGCAAAGAUUGUCUGGGAAAACAGCAGGAAGAUUUGAUGUAUACUUUAUCAGCCCACAAGGACAGAAGUUCCGAUCCAGAAGGUCACUUGUUAAUUACCUUCACAAAAACGGAGAGACUUCUCUUAAACCAGAAGCUUUCGAUUUUACUGUACUGUCUAAAAGAGUCAUCAAGUCAGAACAUAAAGACUUCAGCCUUGCAGCUCUGACUGCCCAGCUACAAAAGGAAAGUGAUGCUUCAAACCAGAACCUCAGGACACGAAGCAGGAGGAAAAGAAAUGCUUCUUGUGCUGGUUCAGAGUUGCAAGAUAGCAGAGCACUAUCAACCUCUAACCCCAUCCCUUUGCUCUUGAAAGAAGAUGAAGUUGUUCAUGAGGUUAAGCUCAGGAAGGUCAGGAAGUCCAAAAGAAAGAUGACUAUGUUGAAAGAAAUUCCAGUUAAGAAAAUCAAAAAACAGCGCAGGAAGUGUCUGCCUGGUUCUGUUCAAAGUAAGAGAAAAACAGGAUCUGUACCUCAUCAAACAGGUGCUGAAAAUGAGCCUGUUGCACAAGAAAGUCAACCUGACUCCAUUUCAGAUAGCAGAGCAAGCGACCAGCCCCUCAGUGUGACCAGUGCAGAAAGGAGCCUUGUAAAAGAGACAUCUCUGAGUUCGGGAUCAGAUUCUCAUUUUGAACAAAUCACCUCUGGCAUCACAAACCAAUCAUGUCCAACCGCAGAAGCAGAUGACAAGACACGUGAAGAGAUCAGAACAGAAGUAGCCGAUGGGGACAGGAAGCAUCAUUUGCAUACUGACAUUUUAAAAUGUGGUUCUGAAAUGCGCAACUGCUCUCAAGCCAAGAGUGACCUUAUUUCUGAGAAAAUGUUCCAAGAAAAUGCCAUCCCACGGGCACAAAUAGAAAAAAGGAAAACAAGCCUGUAUUUUUCUAGCAAGUAUAACAAAGAAGCUCUCAGCCCCCCACGACGCAAAGCCUUUAAGAAAUGGACUCCUCCUCGGUCACCUUUUAAUCUUGUUCAAGAAACCCUUUUCCAUGACCCAUGGAAGCUCCUCAUUGCAACUAUAUUUCUCAACCGCACCUCAGGCAAAAUGGCAAUUCCUGUGCUCUGGGAGUUUCUAGAGAAGUACCCCUCAGCUGAUGUCGCAAGAGCUGCAGACUGGAGAGACGUGUCAGAACUUCUUCGGCCUCUUGGUCUCUACGAUCUCCGUGCAAAAACCAUUAUCAAGUUCUCAGAUGAGUAUCUGACAAAGCAGUGGAAGUAUCCCAUCGAGCUCCACGGUAUCGGGAAAUAUGGCAAUGACUCUUACCGGAUCUUUUGUGUCAAUGAGUGGAAGCAGGUACACCCUGAAGACCACAAAUUAAAUAAAUAUCAUGACUGGCUUUGGGAAAAUCAUGAAAAAUUAAGUCUGUCUUGAGCCUUUUGAAGUUUUUUUUAACUUGUCUUUUAUGCAUGGCUUUGUAGUUUUUAAGAGCUCCAAGCUAUUCAAUGAGCUGUUUAUCCAGACAUACAGGUUCUAAAGCUGUUUCCAUGGGUGGAUCUUUAUUGCUGAAGGUUCUAGAACAUAUUUUGAGAUUUAAAUUUUCUUUUGGCAACACUGGAGUUUGAACUCAAGACCUCACCCUUGCUAGCUAGGCUGGCACUUAUCCUUUGAGCCAUUUCUUUAGCUGGGCUUUUUGUUGGUUAUUUUGGAGAUGGAGUCUAGUGAGAACUUUUCUGCCUGGGCUGGCCUCAAACCAAAAU
This is a messenger RNA of Dipodomys spectabilis (banner-tailed kangaroo rat), 2112 nucleotides long. RefSeq names its product methyl-CpG binding domain 4, DNA glycosylase (gene Mbd4). Gene Ontology annotation, cellular component: nucleus. Gene Ontology annotation, molecular function: pyrimidine-specific mismatch base pair DNA N-glycosylase activity; DNA binding. The transcript is spliced from 8 exons. Gene Ontology annotation, biological process: DNA repair. The coding region runs from base 140 to 1786 and encodes 548 amino acids. NCBI's taxonomy places the organism in Eukaryota, Metazoa, Chordata, Mammalia, Rodentia, Heteromyidae. The record is from RefSeq and is a predicted model, not a curated record.